Messenger RNA from Chondrus crispus (carragheen), 1685 nucleotides. RefSeq lists its product as hypothetical. Gene Ontology annotation, biological process: ubiquitin-dependent protein catabolic process. Gene Ontology annotation, molecular function: polyubiquitin modification-dependent protein binding. The record is from RefSeq and is a predicted model, not a curated record. NCBI's taxonomy places the organism in Eukaryota, Rhodophyta, Florideophyceae, Gigartinales, Gigartinaceae. The transcript has 2 exons. Gene Ontology annotation, cellular component: cytosol. Bases 1 to 1641 code for a protein of 546 amino acids.
AUGGCGCUAAACAUCAUCGUCAAGAACACCACGGGCACCCGCUUCGAAAUGCAGAUUUCCUCGCUCGCCGAGACUGUUGCCGACUUCAAGGUCCGUCUGGCCACCUCAACAGGCAUCCCCGCCGCCUCGCAGCGCCUAAUUUUCCGCGGUCACAUCCUCAAAGACGCCCAAACUUUCGAGCAGAUUAAGGCCAAGCACGGCCUGGAGUCUGGCCAGAGCAUGCAUGUCGUCCCGUCCCCGUCUUCCGCUCCCUCUGCGUCCGCCAACGCGACACCCUCCACCCCGACCGCACCGUCGAGUAACCAAACAAACGCCGCCCCGGCACCGCAACUCCCCACCGGCAUGCCCAACAUGGCUGAGAUGCAGCAGCAGCUGUUGCAGAACCCAGAGCAAAUGCAAGCCAUGAUGAACUCCCCCCUCAUGGAAAACAUUAUGAACAACCCGCAGGUCGCACGCAGUUUGAUGAUGGCCAAUCCCCAGAUGAGAGACCUGCUCGACAGAAAUCCAGAGCUGGCACACGUCUUUAAUGAUCCGGCUACGUUUCGCCAGAUGAUGCAAAUGGCAAGAAAUCCCUCACUCAUGAACGAGAUGAUGAGGAACACGGAUAGGCAGAUGGCCAAUAUUGAAAUGAUGCCGGGCGGCUUUGAUGCGCUGCGUCGCAUGCACGAAAACAUCCAGGCCCCUUUGAUGGACGCUACUCAGGGCUUCAACCCAGGCAACCAAACAAACGCGAAUCGCCCCAAUGCCGCGGAUGACAACCCUUUUGCAUCGCUAUUCCAGCAGAAUACCCCGUCGAAUACGCCGAUGCCCAACCCAUGGGCCCCAAACAAUGGCGUCCAACCUAAUGCCGCCCCGCGAGCUCAGCCCACUAUGAACACCGGCGCCACAGCUGGGACUGCCAACGGUAACGCUUUUGCGCAAUUGUUUCAAGGUGUGGGCGGAGCGGACAACGGCGCUGCGGGUGGUACGCCGGGGGUUAUGCCCGGCUUUCCUGGUAUGGGAAUGGGCACCGGAGGGAUGCCGGGUUUGCCGCCAGGAAUGGACAUAGAACAGCUCACCCAAUUGAUGGAGAACCCUAUGAUGCAACAGAUGAUGGAUAGUUUGCUGAGCAAUCCGCAAACCCUGCAAGCCAUGAUCAACAGCGACCCCUCCAUGCGCGCCGCGAUGGAAAACAACCCGCAAAUGGCCCAAGUCCUUCAAAACCCGGAGAUGUUGCGGACCAUGAUGAACCCCGAGGUUAUGAGAAGCAUGCGGCAGCUGCAAAAUGCUUUCGGUGGUAUGGGCAUGGGAGCGACGCCCGGCGCAACGCCCACUCCACCGGGGACGGGCGCUGGUCAGACGCCCAACACGGGUCAGACGCCAUCCCCCACACCACAAGCGACUGGAGGCAUGGAUGCGGGGGCGCAGAUGAAUGGCUUUAUGGCGAUGAUGAACGCCAUGGCAGCUGGAGGGGCACCGGGGGCCAACACCGCGCAACCACAGAUGACGCAGGAACAGCUUGAGGAAAUGUAUAGUACCCAGCUUCAGCAGCUCCGGGAUAUGGGCUUCUUGGACAAGUCCAUGUGCCUCCAAGCACUCCAACAAUCACGGGGCAACGUCUCGGCAGCGAUCGAAAAUCUUCUCAGCAGGUUUGGAGGGUAGACAACCGUUUGGCGUAUUAAACUAGCAACAAUUUGCCAUUGCCA